Molecule: messenger RNA, 1476 nt
Organism: Aspergillus welwitschiae
Lineage: Eukaryota; Fungi; Ascomycota; Eurotiomycetes; Eurotiales; Aspergillaceae
Exons: 1
Coding region: 1-1419 (472 amino acids)
Molecular function (GO): NADP binding; flavin adenine dinucleotide binding; N,N-dimethylaniline monooxygenase activity
Source: RefSeq, a predicted model, not a curated record
AUGGCACCUAGAUAUCGUCGCGUUGCUGUCAUUGGCACAGGCCCUUCCGGCCUCUCCGCCGUCAAAGCUCUCCAUGACGAGAAUACCUUCGACACAAUUAGAGUCUUUGAGCGACGCGACCGUGUUGGAGGCAUCUGGCACUAUGACCCGACCCCAGACCCAUUCUAUGCCCCUGGUAGCCCAUUACAGACUCCCAACGAGGUCCCUACCAGUCUUCCCCAAUUCACCUCUCCACGCCCGGAAGACACCAGUGCCAGAACAGGCAUCUAUUCCCACCUCGACAGCAAUGUCGGUUCCAAAACAAUGGCCUUCACCCACACGCCAUUUCCAGAGAUAAACUCAUCAACGUCAAUCAAGAUCCUCGGCCCAUCCAAUCCCUCCCGUCCCUUCCGCGUCGUGGCCAACUACCUCGAGGACCUCUUUACUCCGUACCUCCACCUCGUCUCGCUAAGCACGACAGUUGAACGAGUCGAAAAGACCGGACAAGAAUGGACACUUACCCUCCGCAAAACCGCCCAGCUCUACCGCGGCCUCCCCCAGGACUACUGGUGGACCGAGACCUUCGACGCCGUGAUCGUCGCAUCAGGCCACUACAACGUGCCCUCCAUCCCACCCAUCCCAGGCCUAUCCACAACAGCCUCAACACACCCCAACGCCUUCGAACACGCCAAAGCCUUCCGCCACGCCGACAACUACACUAACAAGCGCGUGCUGAUUGUCGGCGGCAACGUCUCCGCCGCCGACCUCGUCACAGAACUCCACGAGAUCGUCUCCGGCCCUCUAUACAUCAGCCAGCGCGGGAUCAACCCCGCCCUCGAAAACGCCUGGACCCUGCCCAACGUUCAGCGCAAGCCCACUCUAUCUCGCCUUGAACCCACCACACCAUCAAGCAGCACAAACAACACCGUAACAGCCCAUUUCACCGACGGCACCAAGCUCGAAUCCAUCGACCGAGUGAUCUUCGCUACCGGCUACACCGCAUCGUACCCCUUCCUUGUCCCGGACCCCGUCACCGCUAACAACCGCGUCGCGGGCUUCUACCAGCACAUCUUCCGCAUCACGGAUCCGUCACUGGCUCUGGUGGGCCAGGUGCGUGCUGCUCUUAGCUUCCGCGUCUACGAGUACCAGGCUGUUGCAGUGGCGAGAUACUUCUCCGGUCGGGCGAAGGAGCUGCCGAGUCAGGCGGAGCAGGAUCGGUGGGAGUUUGAGCGACUGAAGUAUAAAGGAAAUGGAGUUGCGUUCCAUGAAAUUAAGCCGGAUUUUAGGGAGUAUUUUGAGGCGCUGUUGGGCAUUGCUGGGGAGGGGGCUGGAUUGCCGCCGUUUGAGGAUAAGUGGGCGGAUGAGGCGUUUGAGAUCUUGAAGGCGAAGGAUGAGUAUUGGUCGAGGUUGAAGAGGGGUCAGGAUAGGGCUAAGUUGUAGGUAGCUGUAUGUCUGGGGUAAUCCAAUCCGAGAUUGGGUACACAGGAUUGCUUUCGG